Molecule: messenger RNA, 879 nt
Organism: Populus nigra (black poplar)
Lineage: Eukaryota; Viridiplantae; Streptophyta; Magnoliopsida; Malpighiales; Salicaceae
Product: putative wall-associated receptor kinase-like 16
Exons: 2
Coding region: 1-879 (292 amino acids)
Biological process (GO): cell surface receptor signaling pathway; protein phosphorylation
Cellular component (GO): plasma membrane
Molecular function (GO): protein serine/threonine kinase activity; ATP binding
Source: RefSeq, a predicted model, not a curated record
AUGAAGGAUCGUAAACCAGAAGAUGAGGCUGUGCUCGAGAAAAACAAAAGAAGAUUGAUGGAGAAGACAACCCAUUUGCUUGGCGGCAGAAGUAGUGAUCCAAGCUGCUUCUUAUUCUCCAAGGAAGAACUCAAAGAGGCAACAAAUAACUACGACUCAAAGCAAGUUUUUCUGGAUGAUGGAAACUUUAGAUUUAUAAUUUCCAAACAAAUGAAUGGCCACAAUGCACUCAAGUUGGUAGGAGUUUGCCUGGACACUGAAAUUCCUAUACUGGUUUUUGAAUCCUUCAAGUCCAGUGGAACUCUUGGUGAUCGCAUGGGCAAUAGAACACCAGGUUUUGAGCCUCUUCCCUGGAAACAUAGGGUGAAUAUUGCAUUUCAUUUAGCUUGCUCGAUUGCGUACUUCCGCCUUCAACUCCCUCGAUUCGUUGUUCAUGGCGGUCUUAAACCCUCAAGUAUCUUGCUAGACGAACACAAUGUUCCGGUGCUGACUGACUUCUCAUCAUCAAAAAUUAUAUCCCACAAAGAAGGUCAUGAUCAGAAGAAUGAUGUUUAUAGCAUUGGUCUACUGAUCCUUGCACUUCUGACCGGAAAAGAAGUAUGUGAUUCUCCUCCGAUUGAAAAGUCUAGCAAGGCAUACUAUUUAGUGGAUCAUGUGAAGGAAUGUGUAACGAGUGAGAGGCUUAAAGAGAUCAUGCUUGACCCCAUAGUUGUGGUUGGUAGACCACUUACAACUGAGAAAGCAAAAGAAUUGAGAGAUUUUAGACUGCUUGCUCUUGAAUGCACUCGUGACCACCUCCUGGAAAGGCCAAGAAUCGGCGAUGUGCUAAACCGACUCGGAGAUAUUGAACUUGCAGCACUGAAUAAUAAACAUUGCUAG